AUGUGGAGACGUUGCUACAAUGAGCUGAAGGAAGUUUUCACGAUGUUUGCAAAUAACACUCCGAUACAUGGAUUCCAAUAUUUGACGCGCAAAGAUAUUUCCAAACUUGAAAACUGGAUAUGGACUGGUAUAGUAUCAAUUUUCAUCGCAUACAUGUCUUACACAUGUUACAACCUGUACACUGGAUUCUACAGCAAUCCAACGGUGACAACAUUGGUUUCCACCCAUUUUUCAGUGACCAAUAUCCCGUUGCCAGCAAUCGGCAUUUGUAGCAACAACAAAUUAAGUAAAUCGCGCGUAGCAAGUUUUGUUACAGAAUUGUCAAAGCGAUUUAACAAAUCUGAACAAUGGCUCAACAAACAAGUUCUUUGGAUGGGUAGACUUUAUGAUUUCGAAUUAUACGGAGAAGAUCAACGAAUCGAGAUGCAGGAAAUGAUUGAUGUUUUGCUAAAGGAUAAAACAUAUCCCAUUUCAGAUAUUCGGUUCUUGAUGGAUUCCUUGGCCGUUUCUUGUGAUGAUUUGUUGGUAGAAUGUUAUUGGAUGGGCGAGAAACGUAACUGCAAAGAACUUUUUGUUAGACGUUUAACAAACGAUGGCUUCUGCUGCAUGUUCAAUUACAUUAGGCCCAUAAUGAAGUCCGCAGUCAAUGUGCAUAUACCUCCUUUAACGCCAAUAAAUAGCAGCUAUAAAGCAACCAGUUUCGAUUAUAAUAAUGGAUUAAAAAUCUUAAUUAACAACAUGCCAGAAGACUAUUUAUAUUCGGAUCUUAUGUUUGAAGGUGUUUUGGUGCAAAUUUUUCGUCGAGAUAUUUUUCCGGAUAGUUCCAAUGGCGAUGUUACUGAUGUAUUUUGCGGUAUGGGCUACGAAGCGUUCCUGACUCUAACCACGCAACAUAUCAAAGCCGAGGCGCCGCUGAAGAAGUACCCCAAAGAAAUAAGAGGUUGUGUUCUGGAUACGGAAAAAAUAAGUACGUAUGGGACGAAUACGAUGAGCGACUGCUUGGUUGGCUGUAAAAUCAAGGCGAUCUUAGCACUCUGUGGAUGUAUACCUUUCGUAAUCCCAUAUGACGAGCCCCAUACAGUUUGCACUUUGUUAGACAUAGCGUGCUUAAAUAAAUAUAAAGAAAAGAUUAGCACUUUGUAUCCGUAUUCAAUUGAAACAAAUGAUUUAGACCAUGAAAAGGAAGAUUCCAUCAAAUGCGAAUGUUAUCCUUCGUGUUCCAGGACGGAUUACAACGUCCACGCAAAUUACGCACAAUUGAAUCUAAGAAGAAAUAAAUCAUGGGAAAAUACUCAUUCUUUCAUACACAUAUUUUAUGCACAAUCUAUUAUGGACUUAUAUGAAACCGAUGUUGUUAUGUAUUGGUUUGAAUUACUAAGUAAUAUUGGAGGUUUGUGCGGGUUACUCCUUGGUGUCAGUGUAAUUAGCAUAAUAGAAAUGUUCUACUAUUUUCUUAUCUUUUUAUAUAAUAUUUUUACCAUCAGAGGAAAAUAA
Molecule: messenger RNA, 1494 nt
Organism: Nicrophorus vespilloides
Lineage: Eukaryota; Metazoa; Arthropoda; Insecta; Coleoptera; Silphidae
Product: sodium channel protein Nach-like
Exons: 10
Coding region: 1-1494 (497 amino acids)
Biological process (GO): sodium ion transmembrane transport
Cellular component (GO): membrane
Molecular function (GO): ligand-gated sodium channel activity
Source: RefSeq, a predicted model, not a curated record